This is a messenger RNA of Panicum hallii, 1240 nucleotides long. Its product is annotated as probable prolyl 4-hydroxylase 7. Gene Ontology annotation, biological process: peptidyl-proline hydroxylation to 4-hydroxy-L-proline. Gene Ontology annotation, cellular component: endoplasmic reticulum. The coding region runs from base 93 to 1001 and encodes 302 amino acids. The record is from RefSeq and is a predicted model, not a curated record. Gene Ontology annotation, molecular function: L-ascorbic acid binding; iron ion binding; procollagen-proline 4-dioxygenase activity. The transcript is spliced from 7 exons. Lineage: Eukaryota; Viridiplantae; Streptophyta; Magnoliopsida; Poales; Poaceae.
UGCGUCGGCUCCUGGACGGUUGACAACCCCGGCACCCUGCUUCGUCUUCCCCACGCCCUCGCGGCUUCGCCCUCCUCCCAUCUCGCGGCGCCAUGGCUUUCCACCGCCACCUCUUCCUCGCCGCCGCGGUCGCGCUCCUCCUCGCGGACGGCCUUGUCCCCGCCACCGCGGGGAGCCGGGGCGCCGGCGCCUUCGACCCCUCCCGCGUGGUUCAGCUCUCGUGGCGCCCCAGGGCGUUCCUCCACAAGGGGUUCCUGACGGACGCGGAGUGCGACCACCUGAUCGCGCUGGCCAAGGACAAGCUGGAGAAGUCUAUGGUGGCGGACAACGAGUCUGGGAAGAGCGUCCAGAGCGAGGUGCGCACCAGCUCCGGCAUGUUCCUCGAGAAGAAGCAGGAUGAAGUAGUAACUAGAAUAGAGGAGAGGAUAUCUGCUUGGACAUUUCUUCCACCAGAGAAUGGUGAAUCCAUUCAGAUAUUACACUACCAGAACGGUGAGAAGUAUGAGCCCCACUAUGACUAUUUCCAUGACAAAAAUAAUCAAGCCCUUGGAGGCCACCGCAUCGCCACUGUGCUCAUGUACCUAUCAAAUGUUGAGAAGGGCGGAGAGACCAUCUUCCCCAAUGCAGAGGGGAAGCUAUUACAGCCCAAGGACGACACCUGGUCUGAGUGCGCAAGAAAUGGAUAUGCAGUUAAACCGGUUAAGGGUGACGCCCUGCUGUUCUUCAGUCUCCACCCUGAUGCAACAACAGAUUCUGACAGCUUGCACGGGAGCUGCCCCGUCAUCGAAGGCCAGAAGUGGUCCGCCACUAAAUGGAUCCAUGUGAGGUCGUUUGACCUCCCUGUCAAGCAGGCGGGUUCAUCUAAUGGAUGCGAGGAUGACAAUGUCCUCUGCCCCCAGUGGGCGGCCGUGGGUGAGUGCGCCAAAAACCCUAACUACAUGGUGGGGACCAAGGAAGCACCUGGGUUCUGCCGGAAGAGCUGCAAAGUCUGCGCAGAGUAAGCCAUUAAUCCGCUGUCUUGUAAGUGACAUGGCAUGUUAUGUAGCGAUUCCAAUUCCAGGAUGUAGAUAGGACUGAGCAUAGCAUGAACCUGGGACAAGGAACUGUAAGAGAGCUAUCGAUUAUCACCUAUACAGGCCAGGAAAUCACCAGCUAGAACACUUUUUUAUGUUUUGUUCGAACCUCGCAGAAAUUACCCUUUUCAGUUGAGCAGUCUAAUCAAUGGCGAUCCAUACAGCAA